AUGUCCGUCCCAGCAACGCACAAUCCUGUCAUCGGUCCUGCUGGUGGCAGCGCCCCUUCCAAAGUUGCGCUUCACCUGGGUCACCUUCCCUCCAAGAAGGACAUUAAGGCGCCAUACCCGCGUACGCCGACUCGUAUCGACCCCAACAAUCCGCCUUGGCCUGCAUACCGCGGCUACCAUGAGUAUUCGUUCGCACACGCGACUAUGGGUGUCCGCCUGCCCACGAUUCUCGGCAAGGCCAUUGACGACACCAUUCGCACACUCAACGAGCAGUCCGAAGAGGACAAAGUUGUCGAUCUAGUCCAAUGCAUCGAGCGCAUGGAUGAGCUCAUGACCGACCUUUCCGGCAACGCGAAAUUGCGUCCCAUCGUCGAUGACAACGAGGCCGAUGUCGCUCUAUGGAACAAGGAGAUCGCGAAGUACUUUCAGAAUAAGGAUUUCAUGAAUGCGCCCUGGCUGUUUGCAGAGGCGUACAAAUACCGUCGUCUGCACGAGGCCUUCAGCGUCAGCAAGUACUGGCAAGAUUACGACGUCUUCUUCCGUCAGAAAUGUGAUACGUUCUCGCGGUCGUCCGACGCUGUCUUCGAGCUGUCAAUGCGCUUUGCCGAACCAUUCCACCUCUCUCCUAAUGAUUCACCUGAAGAUAAACUUGAGAAAGAGCGCUUAAUGUUCCUCGAGCUCACGCAAGUUUGCCUAUGGGGCAACUCGACUGAUCUGUCGCUGCUUAUCAACAUGACAGAGGAGCAGAUUAAGGCUUUGCAAUCGACAGGAGGCGAUCACCUUGCGGCGACUGAAAAGAACAUCCUUGGCAACCACCUCCCUCUACUCUGGGAGACCGUAAGGGACCUGCGCGGCAAGACGGGAGGCCGCAUUGACUUCGUGCUCGAUAACGCCGGGUUCGAACUUUACUGUGACUGCGUUUACGCCGAUUUCCUCAUUCAGAGCGGCCUCGCCUCGCAGGUCCGGUUCCACGGCAAGCGGUUUGCUUGGUUCGUUUCCGAUGUCACCCGCAAGGACUGGAAUUGGCUUCUCAACACCAUGGUUUACGGCCAGCUCUUCCCGCACUCCACGGACCAAGAGCGGGAAUCGCUUCGCCGUCUUGGAGAGCGCUGGAAGCAGUACGAGAAGGAGGGCAAGUGGGUGUACGAGCAGCACCCAUUCUGGUGCACAGGCUACACCUUCUGGGAGCUCCACAACGAGGCGCCCGAUCUGUUCUUGCAUCUCUCCCGGUCGGAUCUCGUCAUCUUCAAAGGUGACCUCAACCACCGCAAACUCACCUAUGACUGCGCCGCGCCAGCGUCAACACCUUUCGAUGUCGCAAUUGGCCCCAUGGCGAAUGCAGCAGGUGCGCCCAAAGUCUGCUCGCUCCGCACGAUCAAGUCGGACGUUGUGGUCGGCCUUGAGAGCGACGAAUUCGCCGAGAAGCUCGACAAGGAGGAACCCGGUUGGAAGAUCAGUGGCAAAUAUGCCGUCGUUCUGCUCUCCGAGGGUCGUCCUGGAGAGAAGGUUCGUUUCGCAUAG
Molecule: messenger RNA, 1521 nt
Organism: Peniophora sp. CBMAI 1063
Lineage: Eukaryota; Fungi; Basidiomycota; Agaricomycetes; Russulales; Peniophoraceae
Source: the annotation of a GenBank genome assembly